Molecule: messenger RNA, 5114 nt
Organism: Vicugna pacos (alpaca)
Lineage: Eukaryota; Metazoa; Chordata; Mammalia; Artiodactyla; Camelidae
Source: RefSeq, a predicted model, not a curated record
ACUUUCCAAAGGAUACACAGCCUGGAUUCCAACACAGGUCUGUCUGACCUUGAUGCCUACAUCUUUCCUACUCAGGACACUGCCUGUUGGGGACCCUCUAUGAUUCUAUUUUUUGUGGUUCCCAUAUCAAUUUUAGAUGGGGUAAUAUGGUACAAAUCUGUGUUAUCUAAAAAAUUCCUCGCAUCACAAUUGUGAGUGAGAAGAGGAGUGGGAGUGGGAGUCAGCCUCACGGCUGGGUAGGAUCCUAGCUCUUUUUAGACACUUGAGUAAUUUAACCAUAAAUAACUGGGCACUGGGAACAAGACACUUAUUAAUAAAAGCAUAGCCUAGAGGCACAUUUGAAGAAAAAAAUUCAAGUCACUUGGUGGGUGGACAUAUCUGCAAAACAAAAGAAAAACCCCUUUCCCAGCCCAGGCAGAGAAGUCUCCUGUACAGUUAGAGACAACAGGCUUCUGGGCACGUAGCCAAGGUUCUGGGGAUAUUUAUAACUUGAAGAGGGUGGGAGUCCCUAAUAAGCUGUUAUAUUCUUUUUCCAUCACUUCCCUCUCCAAGGCUACAGCAAGCUCAGAGCUCUUCCCCACGCAGAAUGCCUGCCUUCCCUAGUUCUUGGCUUCCAUUGUCUAAUUUUCUCAUCCUGGCUGGGGAAAGGGAAGGCUGCAAGUCCUUCCGUUCGGAAGAAGUCCAGUUGAAUGCAGCUUAGCUGCUGGUGGUAUUUCUUGGCUAGCUGCUGUGGUCUCAGGGAUCUGCCUAGCCUGUGGUUUCUCUGAGCUGCCUGAAAGUCUGAGGUCUCGGGAAUCUGUGAGUCUUUGGGAUCCGCCUACGAUCUCUGGGCUGUGCCUGCACGGCUACGAAUUCGAGAUCUACCCGCGGGUCUGAGAUAUCCAGGAUCUGCCAGUGAUCCCUAGAAUCUUUCCGAACGUCUUAAGUCUCAGAAAACUGUCUGCGGAUUUGGAAUCUAUUUGAGGACUCUGAUCCUGGAGCCGGUGAGCUAACGGAUCUUUUGAGGGCCAAGCGAGAGAGUUUUGGCUUCCCCUUCGCUAGGCGCAACUCAGCCCGCCCCUCACCGGGGGCCCUUUUAGAGGGACGCGAUCCGACGCCCCUACAGGGUUAACAGCGAUGGAUCCGGGACACAGCUUGGCCCAGCCGCGGACUACACUCGCUCGGCGCUGUCUGCUAGCUGCUUUUCCUGCUCUCUCUCUUCUGGGAGGCGAAUCCUUGAGCCCGAGAUGGCAGCCACCCUGCUCAUGGCUGGGUCCCAGGCACCUGUAACAUUUGAAGAUAUGGCCAUGUACCUCACCCGGGAAGAAUGGAGACCUCUGGACCCUACACAAAGGGACCUUUACAGGGAUGUUAUGCAGGAGAAUUAUGGAAAUGUUGUCUCAUUAGAUUUUGAAAUCAGGAGUGAUAACGAGGUGAAUCCAAAACAAGAGAUUAGUGAAGAUGUAGAAUUUGGGACUGCAUCUGAAAGACCUGUUGGUAAUACUGCGGAAAAUCCUGAAAGUGAAGAGGCUUUUGAAGACAGGGAUAGAUCAGAAGGACAAUGGGGAGAUUUAACAGCAGAUGACUGGGUAAGCUAUCCUCUCCAACAAGUCACCGAUCUGCUUGUCCACAAAGAAGUCCACACAAGCAUCCGAUAUCAUAUAUGUUCUCAUUGUGGAAAGGCCUUUAGUCAGAUCUCAGACCUUAAUCGACAUCAGAAAACCCACACUGGUGACAGACCCUAUAAGUGUUAUGAAUGUGGAAAGGGCUUCAGUCGGAGUUCCCACCUUAUUCAGCAUCAAAGGACGCACACUGGGGAGAGGCCCUAUGACUGUAAUGAGUGUGGGAAAAGUUUUGGAAGAAGCUCUCACCUCAUUCAGCAUCAGACAAUCCACACUGGAGAAAAGCCCCACAAAUGUAAUGAGUGUGGGAAAAGUUUCUGCCGGCUGUCUCACCUAAUCCAGCACCAGAGGACCCACAGUGGGGAAAAGCCCUAUGAGUGUGAGGAGUGUGGGAAAAGCUUCAGCCGGAGCUCUCACCUAGCACAGCACCAGAGGACCCACACAGGUGAGAAGCCGUACGAAUGUAAUGAAUGUGGACGAGGCUUCAGUGAGAGAUCUGACCUCAUCAAACACUAUCGCGUCCACACCGGGGAGAGGCCCUACAAAUGUGAUGAGUGUGGGAAGAAUUUCAGUCAGAACUCGGACCUUGUGCGCCAUCGUAGAGCCCACACGGGGGAAAAACCGUACCACUGCAAUGAAUGUGGGGAGAACUUCAGCCGCAUCUCACACUUGGUUCAGCAUCAGAGAACACAUACCGGGGAAAAGCCAUAUGAAUGUAAUGCUUGUGGGAAAAGCUUCAGCCGGAGCUCUCAUCUCAUCACACAUCAGAAAAUUCAUACUGGAGAGAAGCCCUAUGAGUGCAACGAGUGUUGGAGAAGCUUUGGUGAAAGGUCAGAUCUAAUUAAACACCAGAGAACCCACACCGGAGAGAAACCCUAUGAGUGUGUGCAGUGUGGAAAAGGUUUCACCCAGAGCUCCAACCUCAUCACACAUCAAAGAGUUCAUACAGGAGAGAAACCGUAUGAAUGUACCGAAUGUGAGAAGAGUUUCAGCCGGAGCUCAGCUCUUAUUAAACAUAAGAGAGUUCACACUGACUAAGUCCUGUGAUUAUGACUGAGAAGUGAUUCAUUUGAAGGUACAAUUUUAUUUGAUAUCAAAGAGCUCUCUCAAGACUGAGCUGCUUUUAUCAUACGGAAUUUCCUCGUUGCGGGCCACAGUUUACGACAUCAAAGAAGACAAGCCACUUGAAAUCCUGACCCAUGGCUUUAAGAACGUUAUUCCCCCCUCCAGAAUAGUGAUUUUUAAAAAUCACUCAAUAUUAAUUAAUUACGUCAUCAAAAUCAGUCCCACAAGUAACUGAAAAUCUAAAGACCAGGUGAUAAAUCCUGGUAAAUGCUCAGGCCUGGAAAUGGAGUAAAUCUUUAAAAGUAAUUUCUCCCAUCCUUGGCCCAAAGAACUAUGCUAGGGGAAAUGUUGGACUGUGAUAGGGUGCUCACAGCUGUUUUGGAAAAAGACAGCCAGAGACUGCCUGAAUUGCCACACCUAUUGACUCACUGUAGUAACUGGGCACAUGCAUCUUCCCUUCAAAGGGCUUUCUCCUUGAGUUGCUCAUGCAUUUGUAUCUUUCUGUCUUCCUGAGAGCAGGAUUCUGCAUAAUGAAGGCAGUAAUCUAACUUUUCUCCUCAUUGUUUCUAAAGCUUUCAUCUUUGUGAAAGCUAACUGAAGAUACAGAUUGAAAGGAAAAAUGAGACACAGGUUUGGGGACCCAAGGACUCAUCAACAGUGGUGACUUUAGCAAGAGAUGCCCACUGUUGUUAUGGCCAAUAAUCAGAAUUUAUUAAUUUUCUUUGGGGAUCAUCAUAGGGAACAUUGUAGGGAAAAUAUCUUCAAGGAAAGAUAGGACCAUAAGUGAUGGAGUGUAAGGAGCAAGUGGAAUUGACCACUUCAGGGAAGGAAGUACAGAGUCCCUUCCCAAGGAACACAGGUCAUUGCUGUGUUCUUUCCCUUCUACCCUUUAAGAUCAAUUCUCCCUGUACCACUAACUAUAGGAUUUGAUAAGGGCCACAUCCCAGUGUUUAUCUUAGCUUGCAUAAGGGCAUGUGUAUGUACAGUAAAAUGUGUAUUCCUGUUGUUCUCCAAUAGCAGAAACUGAACUCACACUGAAUUAGCAUGUUCUUGGGUGACUUUGAUCAUGUGACGGAACUACAGACAUAACUCCAAUGUGAGAAAUGUUCUUUUUUUUUCAUUCUUUAUGAAAAAAACUUAAACACUAGUGCUCCAGUGCACACUCUCUUGUAAGAUCUGUCUUUGUACAGAACCAAGCACUUGUUUGUAUGUAUCAGUCAGUUGUGGGAGAUUAUGACCGGACAAAUAGGUUGAUUGUCCUGUUCUCAGACUGAAUUGUCUUCUCUUUGUCCUAGUCACAAGGAAUUAAUAAACCUAGUUGGGAAUGUAUUUCCAUCCUCCCAGCCUACAGAUAUAAGCGAUUAAUGUAAGAGUUGACCCAAUUUAAGCCCAGUAGUAUCUGUUCUCCUUAUCUCAGCCGAAAUAGGAAUUAAGAAAUAUCCCAAAUGUUGUUGCUUAUCCAUGGAUUUGGGGGUGGGAGUGGGAAGAAACUGAUGCCAAGGAGAUGGGACUGGAGUAAGGAAUAUAUAUUUUUUGAGCCUACCGCAAGUUAUUUCUACCGUGCUAUUGUGAGUGUUGUAACAUUUGAAAAACUUUUGCCAUAGCUCUUUGGGACUGGUUAAAGGCGCCAGUGGUCUCUCUUGAGUAGUGUACUGUAGUGAGUUACUAUGACCCACGUGGGUCUGCAUCCCUUGCAAAAGACACAACCUCCAAAGUAACUGAAAAAACACUCCACCAAGUAGGUGUCUUUAUGUUGCCACUCCUAUUUAAAUACAGACUCCGGCAGGGAGCAUGUUUUUCUACACAAAAUCUAGCCAACUGUGGGUAUUCAUAUUUUAGUUGUUGAAUGACUUCAUGUUCUUGAUGACUAAAAUAUGUCUUUUCCUGUAUCAGUGUUGCUGAUGGUUUUAAUGAAUAUUGAAGUUCUCCUGUUGUUUCUUUGAGCCGCUAUGCGCAGCAACUUAAGAGUGGCUGCAGAAGACAGCGUCUCCAUGACCUAAGUGUUUUUCACCCCCUUUUCCUUUCCUACUCUCCUGCCCCACCCCCCCCAACCUGUUCCUGUUCCUGCUUUUGGCUUCUCAGUGCCCCGGCCAUCUCUCCAGACGUGUACACUCCAGCUGGGAAGUUAAAAGGGCAAGGGCCAGACCAGCUCUUGUCUCCUCUCUUCCUGCCAAUUGCUGCCCAUUUGCUGUUUUGAACUUUGUGUAGUUAUGCAUCAGACUCUCUUUGCUAAAGCUUUUUGCAUGCCUUCUGCUCCCAAGUCUCUGGCUGCUUCUGCACACAACCUGAACACAUUGUGCCUGUUUUCUAUGGUUGUGGAGAGUGAGUGAACAAGUAUGUAGAGCAGUUUUCCUUAUGGUAUUGGUCACAGUUAUUCUUGUGUCUAUCUACAUCUGUGUUAUUCUAACAAUAUUCUAUAAUUAAAAGUGUAAUUUUUAAAAUCAAAAA